Messenger RNA from Symbiodinium necroappetens, 219 nucleotides. NCBI's taxonomy places the organism in Eukaryota, Dinophyceae, Suessiales, Symbiodiniaceae. The record is from the annotation of a GenBank genome assembly.
GCCCACCAGUUGCUCCGAGAGGUGCGCCAUAAACUUCGGAAACAGGACAAGGAGAGCUCAAAGACCUUCUCGCGGAUGUGCGGAGGUCUCGGCACUAUGCCCGAGCGCAGCGACCGAAGGGAUGACGACCUCGUCAUAGCUCCCAACCUGGAGGAAGAGUACGAGAAGCUUUCACAGAAGAUCGGCGUUUCAGUGGAUCGUUUAAAGCCAACCACAUAA